Nicotiana tabacum (common tobacco) is the source of this 496-nucleotide messenger RNA. Lineage: Eukaryota; Viridiplantae; Streptophyta; Magnoliopsida; Solanales; Solanaceae. The record is from RefSeq and is a predicted model, not a curated record.
AGAGGUGCCUGUGUUCCCUCUUCUAAUAAGUAGGAAUAUAUAUAUAUAUAUAUAUAUUCUGUGCACAAAACCAACAACAAAAUCAAAGUUCUCUCUUUUUUGUAUACCAAUAAUUAUUAUAGACACCCUUUUAGUUUCUUGAUUUUCGUCACCACUAUUUAUUUAAGUAAAAUAUGAAGAUGAGCAGUAGCAAUUUGGGAAGUUCAAAGAGGAAGCUAAUUUCAAGCAGAGGGCUCGGAGGAGUUCUUAGGCAGCAGAGAGCCAGGCUUUACAUAAUCAAGAGAUGUGUGGUCAUGCUCCUUUGUUGGCAUGAUUGAAUUAAAUUAAUUAAACUCCACAUAACCCUUUCAACAAAAUUGGGUUAUGGGAUUUGUCCAUAGUCUUUUUAUUCUUCUUUUUUCUCCCCACUUCUUGGAGUUGUAUAGAGAGUAGCCUAUAUUAGGUAGCAGUAAAAAGGCAUUUAGCAAUUUUGUACUAAAUUUAGGCCCUAGUGGUC